Molecule: messenger RNA, 3594 nt
Organism: Prunus armeniaca (apricot)
Lineage: Eukaryota; Viridiplantae; Streptophyta; Magnoliopsida; Rosales; Rosaceae
Source: the annotation of a GenBank genome assembly
AUGAGGGGAGGUGGCAGAAGGAGAAAGCUGCGUUUCAGCAAGAUCUAUUCUUUCACUUGUGGUAAAUCUUCUUUGAGGGAUGAACAUUCACAGAUUGGGGGACCAGGAUUUUCCAGAGUGGUUUACUGCAAUGACCCAGAUUGUUUUGAUGCUGAGAUUCGCAAUUAUGGAGACAAUUAUGUCAGUACUACAAAGUAUACACUUGCUACUUUCUUGCCAAAAUCUUUGUUUGAACAGUUCAGGAGGGUGGCCAACUUCUACUUUUUAGUCACUGGAACUUUAGCCUUCACUCCUCUGGCUCCAUACACGGCUGUCAGUGCCAUCAUCCCUCUUAUUAUCGUCAUUGGGGCGACCAUGGUGAAAGAGGGUAUCGAAGAUUGGCGUCGAAAACAGCAGGAUAUUGAGGUGAACAAUAGAAAAGUUAAAGUACAUAAAGGUAACGGGGCUUUUGAUUAUACUCCUUGGAAGAAUCUGAGAGUGGGAGAUAUAGUGAAAGUAGAAAAGGAUGAAUUCUUUCCAACGGACCUCCUCUUGCUUUCAUCUAGUUAUGAUGAUGCAAUCUGCUAUGUUGAGACCAUGAACCUUGACGGGGAGACAAAUUUAAAGUUAAAACAAGCAUUGGAGGUAACUUCAUCCUUACAUGAGGACUCUAACUUGUGCAAUUUUAACGCGGUUGUUAAAUGUGAAGACCCAAAUGCAAAUUUGUACUCAUUUGUUGGAACUAUGGAGUUUGAAAAGCAACAGUUUCCCCUCUCUCCCCAACAGCUUCUCCUCAGAGACUCUAAACUCCGAAAUACCGACUACAUAUAUGGAGUUGUUAUCUUCACUGGUCUCGACACAAAGGUUAUUCAAAAUUCUACUGAUCCCCCUUCAAAAAGAAGCAGAAUUGAGAAGAAGAUGGAUAAAAUUAUCUACUUUUUGUUCUUUGUUUUAUUUACUAUGGCAAUGGUGGGAUCUAUUUUCUUUGGGAUUGCAACCAAAGGUGACUUAAACAAUGGGAUCAUGAAAAGGUGGUAUCUCAGGCCAGAUAAUUCUACAAUUUUCUUUGAUGCUAAAAAAGCUCCAUAUGCAGCAGUUUACCACUUUUUGACUGCCCUGAUGCUGUAUAGCUACUUUAUUCCCAUCUCCUUGUAUGUGUCAAUAGAAAUUGUGAAAGUUCUUCAGAGCAUCUUCAUCAAUCGAGAUAUUCACAUGUACUAUGAGGAAGCUGACAAACCAGCACAUGCCCGUACCUCAAACUUGAAUGAGGAACUCGGCCAAGUUGACACAAUUCUCUCAGAUAAAACUGGAACUUUGACUUGCAAUUCAAUGGAGUUCAUUAAGUGUUCUGUGGCAGGGACAGCUUAUGGCCGAGGUUAUACAGAGGUUGAGAGGGCUAUGGGUAGGCGAAAUGGUUCACCCUUGGUUCAUGAAAGUAUAAACAGAGAGGCCAAUGUCAAGGAUUCUACUGAUACAAAGCCACCCAUUAAAGGCUUCAAUUUUAAAGAUGAAAGGAUUAUGAAUGGAAAUUGGAUUAAUGAGCCACAUGCAGAAUGCAUCCAGAAGUUUUUCAGUUUAUUAGCAAUCUGUCAUACAGCCAUUCCGGAAGUUGAUGAAGAUACUGGGAAGGUUUUGUAUGAGGCUGAAUCUCCUGAUGAAGCAGCAUUUGUGAUUGCAGCAAGAGAACUUGGUUUUGAAUUCUACAAAAGGACGCAAACAAGCAUAUCACUGCGAGAGUUGGAUCCAGUGUCUGGCAAGAAAGUUGAGAGGUCAUAUACACUUCUGAAUGUUUUAGAGUUCAACAGCACGAGGAAGCGAAUGUCUGUGAUUAUAAGAAAUGAGGAAGGAAAAGUACUAUUGCUUUGUAAAGGUGCUGACAAUGUCAUGUUUGAGAGGCUUGCCAAAAAUGGUACAGGGUUUGAAGAAGAGACCAUGGAGCAUUUAAAUGAGUAUGCUGAUGCAGGGCUGAGGACCUUGAUACUUGCCUAUCGUGAACUUGAGGAAGAUGUAUACAGAGAAUUCAAUGAAAAAUUUAUCAAGGCCAAGAAUUCAAUUAGUGCAGAUCGCGAAGCAUUGAUUGAUGAAGUAACAGAUAAGAUUGAGAGAGAUCUAAUUCUUCUUGGUGCAACUGCUGUUGAGGACAAACUCCAAAAUGGGGUUCCUGAUUGCAUUGACAAGCUUGCCCAAGCAGGAAUUAAGAUUUGGGUUUUGACUGGAGACAAGAUGGAGACUGCCAUCAACAUUGGGUUUGCCUGUAGCUUGCUUAGACAAGGAAUGAAGCAAAUUAUAAUCAAUUUGGAGUCUCCUGAAAUCCAAGCGUUGGAAAAGACAAGAGAUAAGGAAGCCAUCGCCAUGGCAUCAAAAAGAAGUGUUCUUCAUCAGAUAACUAGGGGAAAGGCUCAGCUUACAGCAUCAGGCGGGGCCUCUGAGGCAUUUGCAUUGAUCAUUGAUGGAAAAUCACUUGCCUAUGCUCUGGAGGAUGAUAUAAAGAAAAUGUUUCUAGAUCUUGCGAUUGGCUGUGCAUCUGUUAUUUGCUGCCGUUCAUCACCAAAACAGAAGGCACUGGUCACUAGACUGGUCAAAUCUGGAACCGGGAAAACGACACUAGCUAUUGGUGAUGGAGCCAAUGAUGUGGGAAUGCUCCAAGAAGCAGAUAUUGGGAUUGGAAUUAGCGGUGUUGAGGGAAUGCAGGCGGUCAUGUCAAGUGAUAUUGCCAUUGCACAAUUUCGAUAUUUGGAGCGUCUGCUGCUUGUGCAUGGGCAUUGGUGUUACAGAAGGAUCUCAUCAAUGAUUUGCUACUUCUUCUACAAGAACAUCGCAUUUGGUUUUACUCUCUUCUUAUACGAGGCGAAUACAUCCUUCUCUGGACAGCCCGCAUACAAUGACUGGUUUUUGUCACUGUACAAUGUAUUCUUCUCAUCAUUUCCGGUGGUCGCUAUGGGAGUUUUUGACCAGGAUGUAUCUGCCCGGUUUUGUCUCAAGUUUCCUCUGUUAUACCAAGAAGGGGUGCAAAAUGUUCUCUUCAGCUGGCGUAGAAUACUCGGAUGGAUGCUGAAUGGUGUUACAACUGCCGUCAUUAUUUUCUUCUUCUGCACGAAAGCGCUAGAACACCAGGCCUUCAACAAUGAAGGGAAAACUGUAGGGAGGGACAUUCUUGGAGCAACAAUGUAUACUUGCACAGUUUGGGUUGUGAACUUGCAGAUGGCACUUUCCAUUAGUUACUUCACCUUGAUACAGCACCUUUUCAUAUGGGGCUCAGUUGCAUUAUGGUAUCUUUUUCUCUUGGCAUAUGGAGCCAUGUCGCCCUCAGUCUCCACCACUGCCUACAAGGUCUUCGUCGAAGCCCUUGCCCCCGCCCCUUCCUUCUGGCUCAUCACAUUCUUCGUGCCAAUCUCAGCUCUAAUCCCGUACUUCACAUACUCAUCAAUUCAGAUGCGCUUCUUCCCUAUGUACCAUAGAAUGAUACAGUGGAUAAGGUAUGAAGGCCACUCAAAUGACCUUGAAUUUUGUAAUAUGGUGCGGCAGCGAUCCUUGCGGCCAACCACCGUGGGUUUCACGGCACGCUUAGCAGCAAGGACCAGCCGUACAAAAGAUAGACACCAUAACCGUAGGUGA